CCUCCAAUGGGUUUUUGAGAAGGAGGCAAAGAUAGAUGACGUAUGCAAUUGAGAUCCUCCCCAUGUUGUGUUAACAGGUAUCUAGCUGGCUAAUAAGUUUCACGGACUUGGUCCUUACGAAGACAGUGCAGAGAGAGGCCCCACCAUCUGACAUCCUAGGUCUGGCAGAUUAUGACCCAGUACCAACCACAGUCCAACCACUCCAACUUCUUCACCGUGAAAGCCGAGGCCUCCUCAACACCACCUCUCGCCACCAGCAUGGCCAAUAGCAACGCCGCCGCCGCCCCAGGGAAGGUGAUGGGCACACCUGGCCCUGCCGGCAGAAUCAGCCCAGAAGGAAGUCAGGUGUUGAGUAAAAAGAAGCUGCAGGACCUCGUAAGAGAGAUUGACCCCAAUGAGCAGCUCGAUGAGGAUGUGGAGGAGAUGCUGCUGCAGAUUGCAGAUGACUUCAUUGACAGUGUGGUGACAGCUGCCUGUCAGCUGGCCCGCCAUCGCAAAUCCAACACCUUAGAAGUGAAGGACGUCCAGCUACACCUGGAGCGCCAAUGGAACAUGUGGAUUCCUGGCUAUGGUUCAGAUGAGAUUCGGCCGUAUAAGAAGGCUUGUACCACAGAGGCCCACAAACAGGACCUACCAGUCAACACCAGCUCAUAAGAUGACGAAGUACAUUACCUGCUGCAGUUGUUCGAGAGAUGUCCAGUAUCAGCCAAACAUACAACAUAGAGAAGACCAGCAAGGGGACCCUCACAAACACGCAGACAUGUCCUCGCUGUAAGCAUUCCUAUAAAUGGAACAGUGGGGACACUUGAAUCAGGUUGGUGACAUUUGACCUGGUCAAAGGUAAAACAGUUGCGAGUUUUGUCCCAAUUCAACUUCAAAACAUAGCCUGGUGGAACCAGCCUGAUCACUGCGUUUACCAUUAUAUUUCACUUCACUUCAAAUCUGAAGUGAAAUAGAAAGGUGAAUGUAGUGAUCAGGUUGUUUCCACCAUGCUAAUUUUAACCACCAUUGAUAAUGUAAUCAGUGCUCAGGAGGGGCCAGGAGCUCAUCUACGCUGCCAUGCCCAUCAAUAGGGUGCUGGCAAAGAACUUACCUCCAGCCUCACUUCUUGCCUGCUUACCAAUGGUCGUCAAUGGAGAGGUAGGUAGGUUUAGUCUGACCUGUUCAAACUUUAACAUAAUAUAUCACGUAUCCUAACUGGCAUUGGUGAUCGAACAGUGACUGUGUAUUUGUUCACAGAUGUAUCUAUUGACCCGGAACUUGGAGACUUGCAAGAUGACGUGACGAAGUCCAGAAUUACAUACGGGCUUCAUACUGAUAUCUCUAAAUGGAAAGAGACCUGGUACUCGGCAUGAACAUUUUACUAGACAACUUUAACUUGUCUUUUUUUAUUAUUGAAUUGAAUGGUAUCCUGCAAUAUGGGGAGGGAGAAACCCGGUGUAUUCUGCACCAGGAUCAGGUAACUCCUGGUGUAUACAGGACACCACAUAGGAAGGUAUGACCACCCUGACAUGUUUACCAAGGUAGCCCCAUUAACACCAAACAAAAUGCCAAUAGGCACAGUAUCUGUAUCGGCUUGGAAAGACAACGAAAGAUGAAAUGUGCCCAUUGUUAUAUUAGCCGAACACUGAUUCUAUGGUAUUAUGUAAAGGGUUGUUAAUUCUACAUGGACCUGUUACUACAUUUGAAAGUUAUCAAAACACUUAGUUUAGAAAAUCUGCAUAAAUGUUUUUAUUUAUUUUUUACCUUUAUUUAACUAAUAAAUCUCUCAAGUCAGAGAAGAACAAAUUCUUAUUUACAAUGACGGCCUAGCAAAAGGCAAAAGGCCUCCUGCGGGGACGGGGAUUGGGAUUUAAAAAAAAUUAAAUCAAAAUAUAAGAUAUAACACACAUCACGACGAGACAACACAACAUAAAGAGAGACCUAAGACAACAACAUAGCAUGGCAGCAAAACACGACAACACAGCAUGGUAGCAACACAACAUGGCAGCAGCGCAACAUGGUUGCAGCACAAAACAGGGUACAAACAUUAUUGGGCACAGACAACAGCACAAAAGGCAAGAAGGUAGAGACAACAAUACAUCACACUAAGCAGCCAUAACUGUCAGUAAAAGUGUCCAUGAUUGAGUCGUUGAAUGAAGAGAUUGAGAUAAAACUGUCCAGUUUAAGUGUUUGUUGCAGCUCAUUCUAGUCGCUAGCUGCAGCGAACUGAAAAGACGAGUGACUCAGGGAUGUGUAUGCUUUGGGGACCUUUAACAGAAUGUGACUGGCAGAACAGGUGUUGUAUGUGGAGGAUGAGGGCUGCAGUAGAUAUCUCAGAUAGGGGGGAGUGAGGCCUAAGAGGGUUUUUAUAAAAAAGCAUCAAUCCGUGGGUCUUGCGACGGGUAUACAGAGAUGACCAGUUUACAGAAGAGUAUAGAGUGCAGUGAUGUGUCCUGUAAGGAGCAUUGGAUAAGGAGCAUUGGUGGCAAAUCUGAUGGCCGAAUGGUAAAGAACAUCUGCCACUCGAGAGCAACCUUACCUGUCGUAAUCUAGCAUGGGUAGGAUGGUCAUCUGAAUCAGGGUUCGUUUGGCAGCUGUGGUGAAAGAGGAGCGAUUACGAUAGAGGAAACCAAGUCUAGAUUUAACUUUAGCCUGCAGUUUUGAUAAGUGCUGAGAGAAGGACAGUGUACUGUCUAGCCAUACUCCCAAGUACUUGUAUGAGGUGACUACCUCAAGCUCUAAACCCUCAGAGUUGGUAAUCACACCUGUGGGGAGAGGGGCAUUCUUCUUACCAAACCACAUGACCUUUGUUUUGGAGGUGUUCAGAACAAAGUUAAGGGCAGAGAAAGCUUGUUGGACACUAAGAAAGCUUUGUUGUAGAGCGUUUAACACAAAAUCCCGGGAGAGGCCAGCUGAGUAUAAGACUGUAAAUUCAGCAAUUGCGUUCUUCUCAUAUUACUCUGGAGGCUACUGACCUAUUCAAAUCUCCCUCUGGUAUCUCACCAUACUUCUGCCUGUAGUUAUUUAACUCAACCUGCAGGAGGUUUGUCUGUUGAGUUUGAGUGGGUGGAAACCACUGUGGCAAGGUUCUGACAGAUGGGUGUCUUGGUGGUGGCAAGAACACACCCAAGAAACACCCACAUAAACCCACACCGCAAAGCCAAAUCACAUUUGGCUCUGUCAUGGCCGCCAGCAUUUCUUGAGGAGCAAGCCAAAAAAACGAGACCAAAUCAGCGGGUGCAGUUCUCAUUUAAGUUCUCUUAUUAGUCAUUAAAUUCUAUGAAGUAAUAUAUUAUCAAAACAGCCUAAAUUACAUUUACUUUAGGGGCCCAAAUGUAAUUUGAUUGUUAAAAAUGUUGAAGGGGAUUCUCGUGUUUUAUUAUCGUUCAAACUCAUAAUUUUACAUCUUGAUACACAAAGAGGCUGGGAGCCCUAUUGUUGUUGGAGGCAGAAGGUGGCCCCAUCUUGUGGCAGUCAGUUCUAUGACCACCAGAUGGCAUGUGAGGUCCAUCAUUGUUUUUGUUAACAUGCUUGAUAAUAUACACUCUGUAUACAAGGUGUCAAAGCGUCCCACAGGGAUGCUGGCCCAUGUUGGCUCCAAUGCUUCCCACAGUUGUGUCAAGUUGGCUGGAUGUCCUUUGGGUGGUGGACUAUUCUUGAUACACACAGGUCAGGUGUUGAGUGUGAAAAACCCAGCAGCAUUGCAAUUCCUGACACAAACCGGUGCGCCUGGCACCUACUAAGAUACCCAGUUCAGGCAAUUAAAUAUGUUGUCUUCCCCAUUCACCCUCUGCAAUGCACACAAACCAUGUCUCAAUUGUCUCAAUGCUUAAAAAUCCUCCUCUAACCUGUCUCCUCCCCUUCAUCUAAAUCAAAUCAAAUCAAAUUGUAUUAGUCACAAGCGCAGAAUACAACAGGUGUAGACCUUACAGGGAAAUGCUUACUUACGAGCCCCUAACCAACGCAGUUUUAAAAAAUACGGACAAGAAUAAGAAAUAAAAGUAACAAGUAAUUAAAGAGAAGCAGUAAAUUAACAAUAACGAGACUAUAUACAGGGGGGUACUGGUACAGACUCAAUGUGCGGGGGCACCGGUUAGCUGAGGUAAUAUGUACAUGUAGGUAGAGUUAUUAAAGUGAAUAUGCAUAGAUGAUAACAACAGAGAGUAGCAGCGGUGUAGGGGGGAGGCAAUGUAAAUAGUCAGGGUAGCCAUUUGAUUAGAUGUUCAGGAGUCUUAUGGCUUGGGGGUAGAAGCUGUUUAGAAGCCCCUUGGACCUAGACUUGACGCUCCGGAACCACUUGCCGUGCGGUAGCAGAGAGAACAGUCAAUGACUAGGGUGGCUGGAGUCUUUGAGGGCCUUCUUCUGACACCGCCUGCUAUAGAGGUCCUGGAUGGCAGGAAGCUUGACCCCAAUGAUGUACUAGGCCGUGCACAUUACCCUCUGUAGUGCCUUGCGGUCAAGGGCUGAGUAGUUGCCAUACCAGGCAGAGAUGUAGCCAGUCAGGAUGCUCUCGAUGGUGCAGCUGUAGAACCUUUUGAGGAUCUGAGGACCCAUGCCAAAUCUUUUCAGUCUCCUGAGGGAGCAAAGGUCUUGUCGUGCCCUCUUCAAGGAACUUGAAGCUCUCAACCUGCUCCACUGCAGCCCCAUCGAUGAGAAUGGGGGCGUGCUCGGUCCUCUUUUUCCUGUAGUCACAAUCAUCUCCUUUGUCUUGAUCACGUUGAGGGAGAGGAUCUUGUCCUGGCACCACACGGCCAGGUCUUUGACCUCCUCCCUAUAGAGCGUCUCGUUGUUGAUCAGGCCUACCACUGUUGUGUCAUUGGCAAACUUAACGAUGGUGUUGGAGUUGUGCCUAGCUGUGCAGUCAUGAGUGAACAGGGAGUACAGGAGGGGACUGAGCACGCACCCCUGACGUGCCCCUGUGUUGAGGAUCAGCGUGGCGGAUGUGUUGUUACCGACCCUUACCACCUGGAGGCGGCCCGUCAGGAAGUCCUGGAUCCAGUUGCAGAGGGAGGUGUUUAGUCCCAGGGUCCUUAGCUUAGUGAUGAGAUUUGUGAGCACUAUGGUGUUGAACACUGAGCUGUAGUCAAUGACUAGCAUUCUCACAUAGGUGUUAAUUUUGUCCAGGUGGGAAAGGGCAGUGUGGAGUGCAAUAGAGAUUGUCUGUGGCUCUGUUGGGGCAGUAUGCAAAUUGGAGUGGGUCUAGGGUUUCCGGGAUAAUGGUGUUGAUGUGAGCCAUGACCAGCCUUUCAAAGCACUUCACGGCUACAGGAGUGAGUGCUACGGGUCGGUCGUCAUUUAGGCAGGUUGCCUCAGUGUUCUUGGGCACAGGCACUAUGGUGGUCUGCUUAAAACAUGUUGUUAUUACACUCGGACAGGGAGAGGUUGAACAUUUCAGUGAAGACACUUGACAGUUGGUCAGCACAUGCUCGCAGUACACGUCCUGGUAAUCUGUCUGUGAAUAUUGACCUGUUUAAAGGUCUUUCUCACAUCGGCUGCGGUGAGCAUGAUCACACAGUCUUCCGGGAACAGCAGGUGCUCUCAUGCAUGUUUCAGUGUUAUUUGCGUCGAAGUGAGCAUAGAAGUAGUUUAGCUCAUCUGGUAGGCUAGUGUCACUGGGGAGCUAUCGGCUGUGCUUCCCUUUGUAGUCUACAAUGGUUUGCAGCUCUGCCACAUCCAACGAGCGUCAGAGCCGGUGUAGUCCGAUUCGGUCUUAGUCCUGUAUUGAUGCUUUGUCGGUUUGAUGGUUCGUUGGUGGGCAUAGUGGGAUUUCUUAUAAGCUUCCGGGCUAGAGUCCCGCUCCUUGAAAGCGGCAGCUCUAGUCUUUAGCUCAGUGCGGAUGUUGCCUGUAAUCCAUGGCUUCUGGUUUGGGUAUGUACGUACGGUCACUGUGGAGACGACGUCAUCAAUGCACUUAUUUGAUUCACUUUAAGCUACAAGCGCCCGCACUGUUAAAUCUGAAGGCCUGAGGGCAGAUUUUAGACCCCUGGCAACACAUGAUGGCUGAAUAUGAUUGGAUAAAAGAUCUAACAUAAAGACCAGCCCUCCAAAUCUCAACCUGGGGCUGGAAGCAGUGCAACCAAGAGGAAAGCUAUGAAAUGAAGAGUAUAACUCUUACCCUGGGGAAUAAUUUAGUACAUAUUUGUGGGAAAAUAUAUUUAAAAAAAAUAUAUAUAUAUAUUCUGAUGAUGUUUAGGCCAGUAGAGAAGGCCUUGCUGGCCCUGACUGCCCACCACUGCUGUUUGGCCAUAAUGACCAUUGUUAUGUUUGGAGGAAAAAUGGGGAGGCUUGCAAGCCAAAGAACACCAUCCCAACUGUGAUUUUUAUUUUAUUUAUUUUAUUUAACCUUUAUUUAACCAGGUAGGCAAAUUGAGAACACGUUCUCAUUUACAAUUGCGACCUGGCCAAGAUAAAGCAAAGCAGUUCGACACAUACAACAACACAUAGUUACACAUGGAGUAAAAACAAACAUAUAGUCAAUAAUACAGUGAAAUAAAAAAAAUAAAAAAUAAAAAUAAGUCUAUAUACAAUGUGAGCAAGUGAGGUGAGAUAAGGGAGGUGGAAGGCAAACAGAUAUAUGUAUAAAUAAAUAAAAAUAUAAAAAGGCCAUGGAGGCGAAGUGAGUACAACACAGCAAGUAAAAUAAAAACUAAAAAAAACACUGGAAUGGUUGGUUUGCAUUGGAAGAAAGUGCAAAGUAGAGACAGAAAUAAUGGGGUGCAAAGGAGCAAAAUUAAUUAAUAAAUAAAUACAGUAGGUAAAGAGGUAGUUGUUUGGGCUAAAUUGUAGAUGGGUUAUGUACAGGUGCAGUAAUCUAUGAGCUGCUCUGACAGCUGGUGCUUAAAGCUAGUGAGGGAGAUAGGUGUUUCCAGUUUCAGAGAUUUUUGUAGUUCGUUCCAGUCAUUGGCAGCAGAGAACUGUAAGGAGAGGCGUCCAAAGGAAGAAUUGGUUUUGGGGGUGACUAGAGAGAUAUACCUGCUGGAGCGCGUGCUACAGGUAGGUGCUGCUAUGGUGACCAGCGAGCUGAGAUAAGGGGGGACUUUACCUAGCAGGGUCUUGUAGAUGACCUGGAACCAGUGGGUUUGGCGACGAGUAUGAAGCGAGGGCCAGCCAACGAGAGUGUACAGGUCGCAGUGGUGGGUAGUAUAUGGGGCUUUGGUGACAAAACGGAUGGUGUGUGUGUCUGUGUGCAUGCUUGGGGGUUGUCCGUGGAAUUUCAGGAGUCUGAGGAUUAAAGGAACCCAGACUAAGGACAGUGACUAUCUAUUCUACGUCAACACAAUUCCUUGCGAGGGGAGUGCCUUGUUUCUAGGAACCAAAACAUCUCAGCAGCAUUCAGGUAAAGAUUGAAGGUUGUCACAGCCUCAACCUUUUGGUUCUUUUCUCAUGUGGAUGUUCUGUUUUCUGACCUGAAUUUCUCUUUCUGCCUUCCAUCCCUCCACUCACUGGACACCACACUGAAAACAGGAAUCUUUAUGCCUGGUAAUUAUGUAAGUAAGUGAUAUACAGGACAAUGACACUACAUUUCUAGGGAAAUAAACCAUGACACAGGGUUGUGAUGUGGAUGAGAUGUAUAGAUUCUCCACAUGUCUGUCAGCUUCUAUACUUACAGUAGUACACACAUCUGUACAGGUUUGAGUACUUAGGGUUACCAGGGAAGUGGACACUAUUCAGUGAAACAAACAAUGACUUACCAUAGUUAUGCAGUUAGUAGAAUAUAAACAUUACUUUCCCUCAGUUGGAAGAUCUGCUAUAAGCAUAACCAUUAUCAUCAAGGAAUCAUUAAUCGAAUUGUAUCCACUAUAACUGGAAUUAUUAGGGAUAGGUUAGUUUGCAUUUUCACUUGACUUAAUAAUGUGACUGGACUAAGCCAUCUGUGCUCGUGCUGUGGCCUGCGUGUUGUCAGUGUAUGGUGCCCAUUCUGCUGGUGGUGCAUUCAUCUCUUAGUCACCCAGAAGCAGACGUCACCAGGAUGACGGAGCGACAGACUGCAGUGGCCAGGUUGAAGGUGUCUCCUCCCUGCAGCAGCCCACAGAUGGAAGAUGAGGUCAUUAUUUGUUGUGGAGCUUUUCUGUUCUCUCUCUGUUCUCUCCCCGUUUUCUUUCUGUAAUUCCAGGUGAUGGUAGUCAGAUGGUAAAUUCAUGGAAAGUUUGUAUCACAUCACUGCAAAGAUAAAUCAAUUAAAUUACAAUACUAUGCGUCUUUGCAGACUUUAGAAAAGAACAAGCAUUAUCCACCAAUUAAUUAAAAGGAUGUGAAAAGAAGCAGUGUUCGUAUAAGCGAUUGGAAAGUGUCCAAAUAUAAUAAGUGUGUGUUUAUUUGUUUGUUUCUCAUAAAUCAUCACUGUGUCCCAUGCAUCAACACAGUGAGUGAUUUCUCCCACAGCAUUUUUUAUAGAUGCUGUUGUGGACAGCAGGUGAGACUACAAUGUUCAAAAGGUGUAUAGUCUGAAUAAACCCCCUGUUCAAAACAAAUAUACCCUGUAAACAAUAGACAGGCAAAAGUGGGGCAACCUGUGCUGCUCUAGCCACUGUGGGUGGGCUGUGAUUGCCAUGGUGCCAGCCAGGUCCUCCAGAUAAGCUGAGAACAAUGAGGAGGUCAUGGGGAAAUCCUGUGUUUACAUGCUUAGUGUACUCUGUGUGUGCUGUGUUGCAAACAGCUACCACAAAUAUAGGGUUCCCUUCACAGCAGCUAGUAGUGUCAGCAAGUCUCUCUCUCUCUCUCUCUCUCAAUUCAAUUCAAUUCAAGGGGCUUUAUUGGCAUGGGAAACAUGUGUUAACAUUGCCAAAGCAAGUGAGGUAGAUAUUAUACAAAAGUGAAAUAAACAAUACAAAUUAACAGUAAACAUUACACAUACAGAAGUUUCAAAACAAUAAAGACAUCACAAAUGGUAUAUUAUAUAUAUACAGUGUUGUAACAAUGUACAAAUGGUUAAAGCACACAAGUUAAAAUAAAUAAGCAUAAAUAUGGGUUGUAUUUACAAUGGUGUUUGUUCUUCACUGGUUGCCCUUUUCUUGUGGCAACAGGUCACAAAUCUUGCUGCUGUGAUGGCACACUGUGGAAUUUCUCCCAGUAGAUAUGGGAGUUUAUCAAAAUUGGAUUAGUUUUCAAAUUCUUUGUGGAUCUGUGUAAUCUGAGGGAAAUAUGUCUCUCUAAUAUGGUCAUACAUUGGGCAGGAGGUUAGGAAGUGCAGCUCAGUUUCCACCUCAUUUUGUGGGCAGUGUGCACAUAGCCUGUCUUCUCUUGAGAGCCAUGUCUGCCUACGGCGGCCUUUCUCAAUAGCAAGGCUAUGCUCACUGAGUCUGUACAUAGUCAAAGCUUUCCUUAAGUUUGGGUCAGUCACAA
This is a messenger RNA of Salvelinus fontinalis (brook trout), 9324 nucleotides long. Its product is annotated as transcription initiation factor TFIID subunit 12-like. Gene Ontology annotation, molecular function: protein heterodimerization activity; TBP-class protein binding; DNA binding. Gene Ontology annotation, cellular component: SAGA complex; SLIK (SAGA-like) complex; transcription factor TFIID complex. Gene Ontology annotation, biological process: RNA polymerase II preinitiation complex assembly; DNA-templated transcription initiation. Bases 172 to 654 code for a protein of 160 amino acids. The transcript has 6 exons. The record is from RefSeq and is a predicted model, not a curated record. NCBI's taxonomy places the organism in Eukaryota, Metazoa, Chordata, Actinopteri, Salmoniformes, Salmonidae.